AGAAGGAAGCGUUCGCUGUGAUCCCGGCGGCUUCGCUGGGGUAUGCGGUACCGGCUAGCGUGGCUGCUGCACCCCGCGCUGCCCAGCACCUUCCGCUCGGUCCUCGGCGCCCGCCUGCCGCCCUCGGAGCGCCUCUGUGGGAGAAAAGCUCUACAGGCUGUCCAAGGCUGAUGCAGCUUUAGGGGCCUCUGUCAAGUUCGUGCACCCACAUGAACAUUUCACAUGACCCUUGACCGGCAGUACCAGAUGAGGCCCCGAAGCCCUGUUUGACCAAUAAAGUGCAGUCGGAUCCAGGAUCUGAGCAGCAAAGGGGUCGUUUGGUAAAGAAAAAACUCCACUUCGUCCACACCAGGAGUAUUAAACAGGCAUAGUUUCAGUGUCCAAAUGAGUUAUAUAUGUGCCUGGGAUGGACUCUGAUCACUUUUUUCCCCCUCUAACAAAAUGAAAAUCUGGACAAGAGAAAUUAAACCCUGAGAAAAGUACAGAAUGUAGCAUAUAAUUGAGGUUUCCAAAAAAAGACUUACAGCAAAAUGAAUAAUCCAGCAAUCAAGAGAAUAGGAAAUCAUAUCAUCAAAUCUCAUGAAGACAAGCGAGAAUACCGCGGACUUGAGCUGGCCAAUGGGAUCAAAGUACUUCUUGUCAGUGAUCCAACAACAGAUAAAUCAUCAGCAGCACUUGAUGUACACAUAGGUUCAUUGUCAGAUCCUCCAAAUAUUGCUGGCUUAAGUCAUUUUUGUGAACAUAUGUUAUUUUUGGGAACAAAGAAAUACCCUAAAGAAAAUGAAUACAGCCAGUUUCUCAGUGAGCAUGCAGGAAGUUCAAAUGCCUUCACUAGUGGAGAGCAUACCAAUUACUAUUUUGAUGUUUCUCAUGAACACCUAGAAGGUGCGCUAGACAGAUUUGCACAGUUUUUCCUGUGCCCCUUGUUUGAUGAGAGCUGCAAAGACAGAGAGGUGAAUGCAGUUGAUUCAGAACAUGAGAAGAAUGUGAUGAACGAUGCCUGGAGACUCUUUCAGCUGGAAAAAGCUACAGGGAAUCCCAAACAUCCCUUCAGUAAAUUUGGAACAGGUAACAAAUAUACUCUAGAGACUAGACCGAACCAAGAAGGCAUUGAUGUAAGACAAGAGCUCCUGAAAUUCCAUUCUACUUAUUAUUCAUCGAACUUAAUGGCUAUUUGUGUUUUAGGUCGAGAAUCUUUAGAUGACUUGACUAAUCUGGUGGUAAAGUUAUUUUCUGAAGUAGAGAACAAAAAUGUCCCGUUGCCAGAAUUUCCUGAACAUCCUUUCCAAGAAGAACAUCUUAAACAACUUUACAAAAUAGUACCCAUUAAGGAUAUUAGGAAUCUUUAUGUGACAUUUCCCAUACCUGACCUUCAGAAAUACUACAAAUCAAAUCCCGGUCAUUAUCUCGGUCAUCUCAUUGGGCAUGAAGGUCCUGGAAGUCUGUUAUCAGAACUUAAAUCAAAGGGCUGGGUAAAUACUCUUGUUGGUGGGCAAAAGGAAGGAGCCCGAGGUUUUAUGUUUUUUAUCAUUAAUGUGGACUUGACUGAGGAAGGAUUAUUACAUGUUGAGGAUAUAAUUUUGCACAUGUUUCAAUACAUUCAGAAGUUACGAGCAGAAGGACCUCAAGAAUGGGUUUUCCAAGAGUGCAAGGACUUGAAUGCUGUUGCUUUUAGGUUUAAAGAUAAAGAGAGACCACGGGGUUAUACCUCUAAGAUUGCAGGAAUAUUACAUUAUUAUCCCCUAGAAGAAGUGCUCACAGCUGAAUAUUUACUGGAAGAAUUUAGACCAGAUUUAAUAGAGAUGGUUCUCGAUAAACUCAGACCAGAAAAUGUCCGGGUUGCAAUAGUUUCCAAAUCUUUUGAAGGAAAAACUGAUUGCACAGAAGAGUGGUACGGAACCCAGUACAAACAAGAAGCUAUACCAGAUGAAGUCAUUAAGAAAUGGCAAAAUGCUGAUCUGAAUGGGAAAUUUAAACUUCCAACGAAGAACGAAUUUAUUCCUACAAAUUUUGAAAUUUUAUCAUUAGAAAAAGAAGCAACGCCAUACCCUUCUCUUAUUAAGGAUACAGCUAUGAGCAAACUCUGGUUCAAACAAGAUGAUAAGUUUUUCUUGCCCAAGGCCUGUCUCAACUUUGAAUUUUUCAGCCCAUUUGCUUAUGUGGACCCCUUGCACUGUAACAUGGCCUAUUUGUACCUUGAGCUCCUCAAAGACUCACUCAACGAGUAUGCAUAUGCAGCAGAGCUAGCAGGCUUGAGCUAUGACCUCCAAAAUACCAUCUAUGGGAUGUAUCUCUCGGUGAAAGGUUACAAUGACAAGCAGCCAAUUUUGCUAAAGAAGAUCAUUGAGAAAAUGGCUACCUUUGAGAUUGAUGAAAAAAGAUUUGAAAUUAUCAAAGAGGCAUAUAUGCGAUCUCUUAACAAUUUCCGAGCUGAACAGCCUCAUCAACACGCCAUGUACUACCUCCGCUUGCUGAUGACUGAAGUGGCCUGGACUAAAGAUGAAUUAAAAGAAGCCUUGGAUGAUGUCACCCUUCCUCGCCUUAAGGCCUUCAUACCUCAACUCCUGUCACGGCUGCAUAUUGAAGCCCUUCUCCAUGGAAAUAUAACAAAGCAGGCUGCAUUAGGAAUAAUGCAGAUGGUUGAAGACACCCUUAUUGAACAUGCUCAUACGAAACCACUUCUUCCAAGUCAGCUCGUUCGGUACAGAGAAGUUCAGCUCCCAGACAGAGGAUGGUUUGUGUAUCAGCAGAGGAAUGAAGUCCACAAUAACUGUGGCAUUGAGAUAUACUACCAAACCGACAUGCAGAGCACGUCAGAGAACAUGUUUCUGGAGCUCUUCUGUCAGAUCAUCUCCGAGCCUUGCUUCAACACCCUGCGCACCAAGGAGCAACUGGGCUAUAUCGUCUUCAGCGGGCCACGCCGAGCCAACGGCAUUCAGGGCUUACGGUUUAUCAUCCAGUCAGAAAAGCCACCUCACUACCUAGAAAGCAGAGUGGAAGCUUUCUUAAUUACCAUGGAAAAGUCCAUAGAGGACAUGACAGAAGAGGCCUUCCAAAAACACAUCCAAGCAUUAGCAAUCCGUCGACUAGACAAACCAAAGAAGCUAUCUGCAGAGUGUGCUAAAUAUUGGGGGGAGAUCAUCUCCCAGCAGUACAAUUUUGACAGAGAUAAUAUAGAAGUUGCCUAUUUGAAGACACUUACCAAGGAAGAUAUUAUCAAAUUCUAUAAGGAAAUGUUGGCGGUAGAUGCCCCGAGGAGACAUAAGGUAUCCGUCCAUGUUCUUGCCAGAGAAAUGGAUUCUUGUCCUGUGGUUGGAGAGUUCCCAUGUCAAAAUGAUAUAAAUUUGUCACAAGCACCAGCCUUGCCACAACCUGAAGUGAUUCAGAACAUGACUGAGUUCAAGCGUGGUUUGCCACUGUUCCCCCUUGUGAAACCGCAUAUUAACUUCAUGGCUGCAAAACUCUGAAGAUUCCCCAUGGGCGGGAAAGUGCAAGUGGAUGCAUUCCUGAGUCUUCCAAGGGCUAGGAAAACCAUCUUGGCCACUUGAAUAGUUUCUUGUUCACUAUUAGAGAGACACAGAGGAAAAAAAGAAAAAAAAAAAAAAAACUUGUCAAAUGUCAUUAUGUAGAAAUAUUAAAAAUCCAGAGUAAUUAAAUUACAAAAUCUUAUAGAUGUAGAAUAUUUUUAAAAUACAUGCCUCUUAAAUAUUUUAAAAGUUUUCAUUACUAAGAGAAAUGUCCCUUAUAUAACUACUUUAAAUGAUGAAUGAUAUUCCUAUAGAAUCUUCCUUCCUUAUUCUGUAAAAUAGUCACUUGUCAGAAGAAAAAUAUGUUAGCUUUUUUCUAAAAGCCUCCUAAGUUGACAGAAAAGACUUCAAAAUAUAUAGAAAGGUGAUACAUUUUUAAAAAUUGAUUCUCAAGUUUGCUUUCUACUUAAUAGUUUCAUGUAAAUAAUGGAGAACAUUACAUUUGGAAGAUAAUGAACAAAGCAAUGUAAUUUUCUUUUAUUAGUGAAAUUGCUGAUUAAGGCAUGGUUUUAAUCUUUUUAUAAAAUUUGAACAUGUUUUUUAUUCAAACGAGUAAAAUGCUGGAAAACUCUAGAAUACCCUACUUAUUUACAGUGCUAGAAAUACAGACUUACGUGGCAUCAAUUUUGUCCCAAACUGAAUUUCUCAGGAUUACUGUGACUUGUUUCUUUCUGAUUGAAGCAUAUUGACAUUCUUGUUCAUCGUUGGUUUGCAGUGUUCCAUCAGUGUCCCUUUUUUCCCCAUCAAUACAUUGCUCUAUUUAUUUAACUUCAGAUCCCACUGAGUGUGUGACAUGCUUUUCCAACAUCAGCUGCUCUAAAUGUCUGUAACUUUUUACUAUGGCGAAAUCGCAGGCAGUAUUCCAACCAAAAUAUCUGUCCCGUUGUGAAUAUAAAAGGCAGCGUGUACAAAGACACCUUUUUGGGGGUACAAAAAGGAAAGCCUUGGACUCUUAAAUAGUGUGAUCUCCAAAGAGACACUAAAUCCCCGUUUUGCUCCCAGUCUAAUAUUGCCUUAAGUGUUAAGUUGUUUUUUGAAUAUAUACAUACAAACACACAGAUGAUGACUGGAGUGAGCUUUUAAAAAAUAUCUUCUCUUCAUGAGAUACAAUUAUAGAUGAACUUGUUACUGUAUAUUUGGCAGCCAUUUUGAAGCAUUUACUGUUACUAAGACUUCCAGGGAAACUGGAAACACACAGGCACUAGUAGCAGUAAGUGGGCCUGUCGUUGACUAACUCAGGCGAAGGAAGGAGUGGUAUUUUCCAGGGACAUUUCGCCUCCAUGUGGUUGAUUUGCCAGGACUGCUUUCUGUAGAGUCACGUCUCUUUCACAUCUUAAGUUUCACAUUUGCCAUUUUUCCAAAUAAUCUGAAUUUGGGGCAAGAAUGAUCAUCACAGUCGUGGAGGCUGCUUUUGAAAGCGGGGCUCCAUUUCUCCUGUCAGGUAAAUGUGGUGCUGUAGCUGUCUUUUUACCCCUACCUUCAAGAGCUUCCUUGUACGAAGCUUGUCUUUGUGCAUCAGAAGGUGUGUGAGUCACCAUCACUCCCUUCUGGUUUUAUGCAUUUGUAGACUAUGCAGCUUUUCAUCAAACUGCAAAUAUAUAUGAGAGGGAUCAAAAAUGAGUCCUGAGUGUAUAUAUCUACCACUGGAAGAGUAAAUAACCCACCUAAACCUUUUCUGUGGAAAAUUAUGUGCUAUUGGGUAACUUAGCUCUUUACAAAAAAAGUAGGGGGUGAAGUUUGAGUGUCAUUUUUAUGGGAAAGUCACGUGAAGAGCUCUGAAGGGCAUCCCAGGGAGUCUCCAGGAAAGUGAGGUUGCUGGUGAGUGUGCUCCAGUGUUGUCUGCUGUCCACGUAGGACCUCCAGCCACUGUUGGCUCACUCAGGCUGACUUACACAUUCAGCUAAAUAGGUCCAAAUUGUAGUCCAUGAGCAAUAAUAGACUACCUGGACGCUGCUCUUUCCUCAGUGUAAAGGAGAUUUGUGAAACACAUUCAGGUGUCUGUUACCCAUGACUUUUUAAAAAGUCUUUUUCACGAGUUGAUGUGGAAGAGAGCAUGUGACACAGCCAGUAGGUGGUGGAGUGCUAGGGUAAUCCUGUUUACAAUAAAUUGCCUGAUUUUCA
Bubalus bubalis (water buffalo) is the source of this 5648-nucleotide messenger RNA. RefSeq names its product insulin degrading enzyme (gene IDE). The record is from RefSeq and is a predicted model, not a curated record. The coding region runs from base 531 to 3467 and encodes 978 amino acids. The transcript has 27 exons. Gene Ontology annotation, biological process: peptide catabolic process. NCBI's taxonomy places the organism in Eukaryota, Metazoa, Chordata, Mammalia, Artiodactyla, Bovidae. Gene Ontology annotation, molecular function: metal ion binding; metalloendopeptidase activity. Gene Ontology annotation, cellular component: cytosol; mitochondrion; peroxisomal matrix.